Messenger RNA from Scatophagus argus, 817 nucleotides. It is a transcript of the gene stmp1, whose product is annotated as short transmembrane mitochondrial protein 1. The record is from RefSeq and is a predicted model, not a curated record. The transcript has 3 exons. NCBI's taxonomy places the organism in Eukaryota, Metazoa, Chordata, Actinopteri, Scatophagidae. The coding region runs from base 151 to 291 and encodes 46 amino acids.
AGUCAUUUUUUCUUGCGCAUGCGUAGACGUGUUGGUGACAAGCUACCUUUAGUGAAGUAGAUUGGUCGAUCUCUCCUUGUAACCUUUAACUUACUGCCUGAUUUUAAGUCAGUAAGUUAGUCUUUUGUGCCCAUCUUUCGUUAUUUCACAAUGCUACAGUUCCUGGCUGGUUUUACCUUGGGAAAUGUUGUGGGGAUGUACCUGGCUCAAAACUAUGAUGUUCCCAACAUAGCCAAGAAAAUUGAAGCCUUUAAAAAAGAUGUGGAGGCCAAGAAGAAGCCCCCAGAGUGAGCACAGUGGGACCAUGUUGCAAGCAAGAAGAGAUGGACUUUGGAGAGAAACUAUUUAUUUUACAGGGUUAUAACAAGCAUACGUUUGAUAAUGUAAAAUAUGAGUGAGGAUAUCAACAGUGCCUGAAAGCAUAUUUGUUUCUUUCAUUAGUUUUAUGGGCAUCUUCUCAUUGUAGCCUAUUUUUAUAAGGUAAACUGUGCAAAGACUGGAUUUAAAGAAUAUUACUAUUAACCGUUGGGAUCACUUUAAAGUACAGUAUGAUGGCACUAUUGGCUUCGCUUUUCCCGGAUGCUGUGUUUGAAAUUACAAAUGAUGUUCAUUAUCUCCACUUUAGGUGUAUAUAAUGUUCCAAACUGAAUAUUAGUAGAACAUGCAAUUCUGUGACAUAUUGCAUAAAGUUGAAACAUUUUCCUACGCAAGCUUCCUAUGUAUCCUAAACAAUUGCCAAACUUUUUAUGACAUUGGUGCGAAACACAAUUCUGAAUCAUUCAGCUUACAAUAAAGUUGUUAAUAAUGAAUUUUAAAA